CCUUCCCCGGCGGGGCCCAGCCCUGCCCUGCCCAACUCCGGAUCUCUGAACUGGCCCUUCACCGGAUCUCGCCCGCCACACCCGGACGGGUGGCCGGAGGAGAUCGGACCCUCCCCAAAAUCUGGGCUCCCUUUCUCCCCCAACUACGGUCCUGAUCUCUCUUUCCCUCCCACCGCCACUCGCCCCACCCCCCUUUUCUCCCGCACCUAAGGCGGACGCCUGAAACUGGGAAACAGAACCGGCGGGAGCCACCAGACAGAGCCGGGCUUAGCCCAGAAACAUGGACAGUUGCUACGGCCCAGGUCUAGAUGGCAUUAUUGAAUAUGAUGAUCUCAAAUUCAACCCAUCCAUUGUGGAGCCCAAGGAGCUAGCUCCAGAUACAGCUGAUGGCCCUUAUCUGGUGAUCGUGGAACAACCUAAGCAGAGAGGAUUCCGAUUUCGAUAUGGCUGUGAAGGUCCCUCCCAUGGGGGACUACCAGGUGCCUCCAGUGAGAAGGGACGGAAGACCUAUCCCACUGUCAAGAUCUGUAACUACGAGGGACCAGCCAAGAUUGAAGUAGACCUGGUAACACACAGUGAUCCACCUCGUGCUCACGCUCACAGUCUGGUGGGCAAACAGUGCUCGGAGCUGGGGGUCUGCGCCGUGUCUGUGGGGCCCAAGGACAUGACAGCCCAAUUUAACAACCUGGGUGUCCUGCAUGUGACCAAGAAGAAUAUGAUGGAGAUUAUGAUACAAAAGCUUCAGAGGCAGCGACUGCGCUCCAGGCCCCAGGGCCUUACAGAGGCUGAGCGGCGGGAGCUAGAACAGGAGGCCAAAGAACUGAAGAAGGUGAUGGAUCUAAGCAUCGUGCGGCUGCGCUUUUCUGCCUUCCUCCGAGCCAGUGACGGUUCCUUCUCCUUGCCCCUGAAGCCAGUUAUCUCCCAGCCCAUUCACGACAGCAAGUCUCCUGGGGCCUCGAACUUGAAGAUUUCUCGAAUGGAUAAGACAGCUGGCUCUGUGCAGGGUGGAGAUGAGGUGUAUCUACUUUGUGACAAGGUGCAGAAAGAUGACAUCGAAGUCCGGUUCUAUGAAGAUGAUGAGAAUGGAUGGCAGGCCUUUGGGGACUUCUCUCCCACAGAUGUUCAUAAGCAGUACGCCAUUGUGUUUCGGACACCUCCCUAUCACAAGAUGAAGAUUGAACGUCCUGUCACCGUGUUCUUGCAGCUGAAACGCAAGCGUGGGGGCGAUGUCUCUGACUCCAAACAGUUCACCUAUUACCCUCUGGUGGAAGACAAAGAGGAGGUUCAGCGGAAGAGGAGGAAAGCCUUACCCACCUUCUCCCAACCCUUCGGGGGUGGCUCCCACAUGGGUGGAGGCUCUGGGGGCUCUGCUGGAGGUUAUGGAGGAGCAGGAGGAGGAGGUGGCAGCCUCGGCUAUUUCGCCUCCUCCUUGGCCUACAGCCAUUACCCGUCUGGUGGGGCCCCAAUGGGCUGCUACCCGGGAGGCGGGGGCGGGGCGCAGAUGGCCGCUGCAUUGCCCAGCAGGGAUACUGGGGAGGAAACUGCACAACCCAGCACGCCCUCAGUGAACUCCCAGAGCUCACCGCAGGCUCCGGAGCAGCUGCAGCGAGCCCAGGAAUACAACAAGCGCCUGUUCGGCCUGGCACAGCGCAGCGCGCGAGCCUUGCUCGACUACGGCGUCACGGCGGACGCGCGAUCGCUGCUGGCGGGGCAGCGCCACCUGCUGACUGCACAGGACGAGAAUGGAGACACGCCCCUGCACCUGGCCAUCAUCCAUGGGCAGACUAAAGUCAUCGAGCAGAUAGCCCACGUGAUCUGCCAUGCCCCGCACCUCGGCGUUGUCAACCUCACCAACCACCUGCACCAGACGCCUCUGCACCUGGCGGUGAUUACUGGGCAGACAAGCGUGGUGAGCUUCCUGCUGCAGGUAGGUGCGGAUCCUACACUGCUGGAUCGGCAUGGAGACUCAGCAGUGCACCUGGCACUACGGGCAGGUGCCAGUGCCCCCAUCCUGCUGCGCACCCUGCUGUGGAGUGGGGUUCCUGCCAUGCCCCAGCUGCUACACAUGUCAGAUUUCGAGGGGUUGUACCCAGUCCACCUGGCAGUCCGUGCCCGAAGCCCUGAAUGCUUGGAUCUACUAGUGGACAAAGGGGCUGAAGUGGAGGCUGCAGAGCGGCAAGGGGGCCGAACAGCCCUGCAUUUAGCCACAGAGAUGGAGGAGCUGGGGCUUGUCACCCAUCUGGUCACCAAGCUCCAUGCCAAUGUGAAUGCCCGUACCUUUGCGGGAAACACACCCCUACAUCUGGCAGCUGGACUGGGAUCUCCGACACUCACCCGCCUUCUACUGAAAGCUGGUGCAGACAUCCAUGCAGAGAACGAGGAGCCCCUGUGCCCACUGCCUUCGCCCCCCACCUCUGAUAGCGACUCAGAUUCUGAAGUGCCUGAGAGGGACACCCCAAGCAGCUUCCGGGGCCACACACCUCUUGACCUAACUCGGAGUACCAAGGUGAAGACCUUGCUGCUAAAUGCUGCUCAGGACACCAUGGCACCCCCCCUGACCCCACCCAUACCUGCUGGGCCAGAGCUGCCGCUCGAGGACACAGUCCUGCACAACCUGGAGCAUCUGCUGGAUGGGCCAGGAGCCCAGGGCAGCUGGUCGGAGCUGGCAGAGCGGCUGGGGCUGCGCAGUCUGGUUGACACAUAUCGAAAGACGGCCUCGCCUAGUGGCAGUCUCCUGCGCAGUUACAAGCUGGCCGGUGGGGACAUGGCAGGCCUGUUGGAUGCCCUGUCUGACAUGGGCCUAGAGGAAGGAGUGAGGCUGCUCAGGGGUCCUGAGGCCCGAGACAAGCUGCCCAGCACAGCAGAGGUGAAGGAGGACAGUGCAUACGGGAGCCAGUCGGUGGAGCAGGAGACAGAAAAACUGGGCCCACCCCCUGAGCCACCAGGAGGGCUCUGCCACGGGCACCCCCAGCCUCAGGUGCACUGACCUGCCACCUCCCCUUCAGCCCCAUUCCUGGGCCCCUCUGUACAGCAUCCUGCCUGUUCCAGUUAUUUAACACCCUAGGUCCACGCCUCAGUUGGGUCAAAUAAAGGAUUCUCAUGGGAAAGGUGAGGGCCUGGCCCCCUCCCCAACUUGUG
Molecule: messenger RNA, 3138 nt
Organism: Condylura cristata (star-nosed mole)
Lineage: Eukaryota; Metazoa; Chordata; Mammalia; Eulipotyphla; Talpidae
Gene: NFKB2
Product: nuclear factor of kappa light polypeptide gene enhancer in B-cells 2 (p49/p100)
Exons: 22
Coding region: 281-2986 (901 amino acids)
Biological process (GO): canonical NF-kappaB signal transduction; cellular response to stress; non-canonical NF-kappaB signal transduction
Cellular component (GO): cytoplasm
Molecular function (GO): RNA polymerase II cis-regulatory region sequence-specific DNA binding; protein binding; DNA-binding transcription factor activity, RNA polymerase II-specific
Source: RefSeq, a predicted model, not a curated record